UUUCACUACGCUGAGUAUUUUAUUGCCAUUUGUUUACAAAAAGACCGACUCGUUUUCCUCAUGCAAAAAACUGCCUUUUUGGCUGUAAUUUUGAGUGAAAACCUUGGUGAAAAGUGUGAAAAUGUUGCCUUGGAUGGACUCUUCAUCCACCACAAGUGAUAUACUUGAUUCUCUUCAUCUGGAGAAGACUUUCUUCGGCAGUGACUUUGAGGCAUCAUCUCAGUAUCCUGUCAUUUGCCCAGAGUGUUGUGAGAAGAACCAGAAAAGUGGCCUACGCUUUAUGUUCGUGAAUGAGGAAGAGGCAGUGUUCAAAUGCGAAAGCUCAGAUUGUUUGUAUCCAUUCCGGGAGUUUAUCUUCAAGAACAUCACAGAUAACACAGUCUAUCGGUACCAACCGAGUCUGACACGAGAUUCUGAGAGGCAUUUCGUACCUCCAGCACCAGAUUUCAGCAAUAUCGAUAGUCUUAUGGAUGAGAUUUCUUAUCUCACAGACGACUCUGAUGCAUCCCAGGAUAUUGCAAACUUUGAUCUGGACUCAGUGCUGUCUGAAGAAAGCACGGACAACUGCAUAGAAGAACUGACUGACCUCAAACUUUGGCUGGAUGAUGUGAAGGAAGAAAAGCCGACUUCUGCAACUCCCAAGAAACUACAAAAGAGCUUGAAUUUCAUCAAGAAAGGGCUGAUAAAGCAGGAAAUUGAGGGAAAACCCAUUAAGACUGACUACACCAUCACUCCUGUGGACUAUGCCAAGACAAUACAAGCCAACAAGACCGAAUGGGGCCGCGAGGAGACAUCGAAAUGGGCUUCGAGGCAGAAGAUCCAAAAAUCGAAAACAGUAAAGCAGGAAAAAGCUCCAAUUUGUGUUGAAGAGAUUGUGGAUUGCAAGCCAGAACCCAAUGUUAGGCGUUCUUCGCGGAUUCGCAAUCAAAAGCUUCAAACUGUCGUCACGAAGAAAGGCAUAAAGAAGCAAUCAAGAUAGCAUGG
Phlebotomus argentipes is the source of this 984-nucleotide messenger RNA. Its product is annotated as SUMO-specific isopeptidase USPL1-like. The coding region runs from base 122 to 979 and encodes 285 amino acids. The record is from RefSeq and is a predicted model, not a curated record. NCBI's taxonomy places the organism in Eukaryota, Metazoa, Arthropoda, Insecta, Diptera, Psychodidae. The transcript is spliced from 2 exons.